This is a messenger RNA of Myxocyprinus asiaticus (Chinese sucker), 5249 nucleotides long. RefSeq lists its product as uncharacterized. Gene Ontology annotation, biological process: adenylate cyclase-activating G protein-coupled receptor signaling pathway; cell surface receptor signaling pathway. The transcript has 11 exons. Lineage: Eukaryota; Metazoa; Chordata; Actinopteri; Cypriniformes; Catostomidae. Gene Ontology annotation, cellular component: membrane. Gene Ontology annotation, molecular function: G protein-coupled receptor activity. Bases 80 to 4405 code for a protein of 1441 amino acids. The record is from RefSeq and is a predicted model, not a curated record.
ACAUGUAAACUCAUAUCAGGAACCUCAAAAUCUGAUCUGGUUUUGUGGAUACAAUAACAGUGAAAUUUCUAAUUUCACGAUGGUUUCCAUCAUCGUUAAAGGUUUCUCACCGGAACUGUUGACAUCCAUCUCUGUUUUGUUUUGUUUAAUAUUCAUCACUGAAUCCAAAGCAGCAGUUAGUCCGGUCUAUGAGUGUCAGCUUUUUAAUGACACAUUCAUCUGCACUGGUGCUCAGUACCACAUGUACUGCAACACAAGUACACACUCUUUUCAUUACUCGCGAUAUUACCACCAGUGCACUAAUUAUAAUGACUGUGACUGUCGUGGUAAUGGGAACACCUGUAGAUGUUAUGGUGCCAAUACUUCCUCUUCCUGCUUUUGCCAGAAUUAUGAUAAUAACUCCAUUAUCAGUGCUGCAGUUAGUCCAGUCUAUAAAUGUGGACUUUACAAUGACAUGUACAUCUGCAACGGCGAUCAGUACCGCAUGUACUGCAGUGCAAAUGCAUCUGAUGUUUAUUACACAAAAGAUUAUCAAUACUGCUGGAAUUCUGACAGCUGGUGCUAUGGUGAUAAAUACACCUGUGAAUGCUCCGGUCUCACUUCCUCUUCCUGCUCAUGUGAUAAUUACAGCAGUAACAUCACUAUCACUACAGCAGUUAGUCCAGUCUAUGAGUGUCAGCUUUUUAAUGACACGUACAUCUGCACUGGUGCUCAGUAUCGCAUGUACUGCAACACAAGUACACAUUCUUUUCAUGACGAACGAUUUUACCACCAGUGCAUUAAUUAUAAUGACUGUGACUGUCGUGGUAAUGGGAACACCUGUAGAUGUUAUGGUGCCAAUACUUCCUCUUCCUGCUUUUGCCAGAAUAAUGAUAAUACCAACAUUAUUACUACUGCAAUUAAUUCAGUCUAUAAAUGUGGACUUUAUAAUGACAUCUACAUCUGCACCGGUGCUCAGUACCGCAUGUACUGCAGUGCAAAUGCAUAUGAUUUUUAUUACACAAAAGAUUUUCAAUACUGCUGGAAUUCUGACAGCUGGUGCUAUGGUGAUAAGUACACCUGUGCAUGCUUAGGUCCCACUUCCUCUUCCUUCUCCUGUGAUAAUAACAGCAGUAACAUCACUAUCACUACAGCAGUUAGUCCGGUCUAUGAGUGUCAGCUUUUUAAUGACACAUACAUCUGCACUGGUGCUAAGUAUCGCAUGUACUGCAACAUCAGAACACACUCUUUUCAUGAUGCACGAUUUUACCACCAGUGCACUAAUUAUAAUGACUGUGACUGUCGUGGUAAUGGGAACACCUGUAGAUGUUAUGGUGUCAGUACUUCCUCUUCCUGCUUUUGCCAGAAUUAUUACAAUAACUCCAUUAUCAGUGCUGCAGUUAGUCCAGUCUAUAAAUGUGGACUUUACAAUGACAUCUACAUCUGCACCGGUGCUCAGUACCGCAUGUACUGCAGUGCAAAUUCAUCUUUUUUUUACUACACAAGAGAUUAUCAAUACUGCUGGAAUUCUGGCAGCUGGUGCUAUGGUGAUAAGUACACCUGUGAAUGCUCCGGUCUCACUUCCUCUUCCUGCUCAUGUGAUAAUUACAGCAGUAACAUCACUAUCACUACAGCAGUUAGUCCGGUCUAUGAGUGUCAGCAUUUUAAUGACACGUUCAUCUGCACUGGUGCUAAGUAUCGCAUGUACUGCAACAUAAGAACACACUCUUUUCAUGAUGCACGAUUUUACCACCAGUGCAGUAAUCAUGGCUGUGACUGUCGUGGUAAUGGGAACACCUGUAGAUGUUAUGGUGUCAGUACUUCCUCUUCUUGCUUUUGCCAGAAUUAUGAAAAUAACUCAGUUAUGACUGCUGUUGUUAGUCCAGUCUAUAAAUGUGGACUUUACAAUGACAUCUACAUCUGCACCGGUGCUCAGUACCGCAUGUACUGCAGUGCAAAUGCGUCAGCUUUUUACUACACAAGAUAUUAUCAAUACUGCUGGAAUUCUGACAGCUGGUGCUAUGGUGAUAAGUACACCUGUGAAUGCUCCGGUCUCACUUCCUCUUCCUGCUCAUGUGAUAAUUACAGCAAUAACAUCACUAUCACUACAGCAGUUAGUCCAGUCUAUGAGUGUCAGCUUUUUAAUAACACGUUCAUCUGCACUGGUGCUAAGUAUCGCAUGUACUGCAACAGAAGUACACACUCUUUUCAUUACUCGCGAUAUUACCACCGGUGCACUAAUUAUAAUGACUGUGACUGUCGUGGUAAUGGGAACACCUGUAGAUGUUAUGGUGUCAGUACUUCCUCUUCCUGCUUUUGCCAGAAUUAUGACAACAACUCCAUUAUCAGUGCUGCAGUUAGUCCAGUCUAUAAAUGUGGACUUUAUAACAACAUCUACAUCUGCACCGGUGCUCAGUACCGCAUGUACUGCAGUGCAAAUUCAUCUGAUGUUUAUUACACAAAAGAUUAUCAAUACUGCUGGAAUUCUGACUGUGAGUGCUAUGGUGAUAAGUACACCUGUGAAUGCUCCGGUCCCACUUCCUCUUCCUGCUCAUGUGAUAAUUACAGCAAUAACAUCACUAUCACUACAGCAGUUAGUCCGGUCUAUGAGUGUCAGCUUUUUAAUGACACAUACAUCUGCACUGGUGCUAAGUAUCGCAUGUACUGCAACAUAAGAACACACUCUUUUCAUGACACACGAUUUUACCACCAGUGCAUUAAUUAUAAUGACUGUGACUGUCGUGGUAAUGGGAACACCUGUAGAUGUUAUGGUGCCAGGACUUCAUCUUCCUGCUUUUGCCAGAAUUAUGACAAUAACAACAUUAUGACUGCUGCAGUUAGUCCAGUCUAUAAAUGUGGACUUUACAAUGACAUCUACAUCUGCACCGGUGCUCAGUACCGCAUGUACUGCAGUGCAAAUGCAUCUUUUUUUUAUUACACAAAAGAUUAUCAAUACUGCAGGAAUUCUGACAGCUGGUGCUAUGGUUAUAAAUACACCUGUAGAUGCUCCGGUCCCACUUCCUCUUCCUGCUCAUGUGAUAAUUACAGCAGUAACAUCACUAUCACUACAGCAGUUAGUCCGGUCUAUGAGUGUCAGCUUUUUAAUGACACGUUCAUCUGCACUGGUGCUCAGUACCGCAUGUACUGCAACACAAGUACACACUCUUUUCAUGACGAACGAUUUUACCACCAGUGCAUUAAUUAUAAUGGCUGUGACUGUCGUGGUAAUGGGAACACCUGUAGAUGUUAUGGUGCCAAUACUUCCUCUUCCUGCUUUUGCCAGAAUUAUGACAAUACCAACAUUAUCACUGAUGCAGUUAGUCCAGUCUAUAAAUGUGGACUUUACAAUGACAUGUACAUCUGCAACGGCGAUCAGUACCGCAUGUACUGCAGUGCAAAUGCAACAUAUUUUUCCUACACAAGAGAUGAUCAGUUCUGCUGGAACUCUGACAGCUGGUGCUAUGGUGAUAAAUACACCUGUAGAUGCUACAGUCCCACAUCCCUGUGCUUCUGCACGACUGACAACAAUGAAAUCACAGUAUAUCCCAGUCCCCUUACAACAGGCUUAAAUAUGACUCUGCUGGAAGAAUACAGGAUGGAAAUACUGAAUUUGGUGGCUGUGAUCGUGGGGCUGGUGUUUCUCACUUUGGCCCUGUUGACUUUUGCUUUUUGUCGGUGGAGUCCUGGAGUGAACAAUGUGGCUCGAAUCAACAUCUGCUUGAGUCUGCUGUUGGCUCAUCUUCUGUUCUUACUCACACAACAGUCCCUGAACUACAUACACCCUAACCAGGUGUUGUGUGCAUUGAUAUCAUGGAUUCUGCACUUCUUCUUUCUCUCCUCCUUUUUGUGGAUGCUCAUUGAAGCUGUGCUGCUUUUCAUCUGUGUGAAGAACCUAUCACAGAUCAGCUCCAAACAGAGGGAGGUGCUUAGCAGCAGAUUAAUGAUUGUGAUUGGAUAUGUGAUUGCUCUGGUUGUGGUGGUCAUGUCUGUUGGGCUGGUUCCUGAAGGCUAUGGCAGUGAAAAAUGUUGGAUUAAAAGAGAAAAAGGAUUUAUCUGGAGUUUUCUGGGACCCGUUUGCAUCAUUAUAGCAUUAAACACGAUUCUCUUCAUCAUCAUCAUUGUCUGUCUGAACAAAAACCUGAUUGCUGAAGUUUCACAGAGGAAACAAAUCAAGAUUAUGGUAUUUAAAACAGUGGCCCAAUUUUUGGUACUUGCUUGCCCCUGGAUUCUGGGUUUCUUCACUAAUACCAGUACAGUGCUGGAGAUUUUCUUCCUGAUCUUGAACUCUCAGCAAGGAACCUUCAUCUUCCUGAUCCACUGUGUCCUCAAUAAUGAGAUCAGGCAGCAGUAUGUGGAGUUGUUGAGCACUAUUUUCCCUGGAAUUAAACCCAAAAUCAUCCAAUACCAGGAACAUGCGAACUCGUAAAUUAUGUUCGACUUUUCAUGAGAUUGGGUUGAAAGUGCCCAAAAUCCAUUGAAAACUUCAGUGUCCAUGUUCAGAGAAUGAGAAUGCGUUAUUAUCAUUAUUGGCAUAUUACAGUUCAUUUCAGUCUCAGUGAUUUUCUGUUAAAGUUAGCAAUUAACAUGCAAUACAAGACUUAUUUUCUUUUGAUGUAUAUCUGCUUUCUUUUCUUCUUUUUUUUUUUUUUUACUUUUAUUGUUAAAUACUUUAAUGUUUAUUAUUAUUUCAUUGUUUUAGUUUUUUCUUGGUGGAGGUCCAUGAUGUUUAAGACCGUGUUGUAUUUGAUUUAUGCUUUUUCUUAAAUUGCUUCUAUUAUACGAGAAUAUUUAGUGUAAAAUAGACUGUAGACUUGUCUUUCAGAUCAGGCAGCAGUAUGUGGAGUGGUUGAGCACUAUUUUCCUUGGAAUUGAACCAGAAACCAUCAAAAGUGACUGAAAUCCAUUGAAAACUUCAGUGUCCAAGUUCAGAGAAUUAGAUGCACUAUAGAAGUGCCAUUAUUAUAAAAAUGAUUUAAUCAUAAUUGGCAUGUUACAUUCAUUCUCAGUGAUUUUCUGUUAAUGUUAGCAAUUAACAUGUAAUGCAAGUCUUCUUUUACAGUUGUCAAUAUAUUUUUAUGUAAAUCUACUUUCAAUUACACUUUAAAAAAAAGAAAAUCUUAAAUAUUUAUUAUUUCAUUGUUUUUGUUUUUUCUUGGUGGAGGUCCAUGAUGUUUAAGACCCUGUUGUAUUUGAUUUAUGCUUUUUUCUUAAAUUGCUUCUAUUAUACGAGAAUAUUCAGUGUGAAGUAUCAUUAGUGUGAAGAAUAUAAG